Messenger RNA from Acanthisitta chloris (rifleman), 884 nucleotides. Its product is annotated as ADP/ATP translocase 2-like. Lineage: Eukaryota; Metazoa; Chordata; Aves; Passeriformes; Acanthisittidae. The record is from RefSeq and is a predicted model, not a curated record. Gene Ontology annotation, biological process: mitochondrial ATP transmembrane transport; mitochondrial ADP transmembrane transport. Gene Ontology annotation, molecular function: ATP:ADP antiporter activity. Gene Ontology annotation, cellular component: mitochondrial inner membrane.
CAGGCCCUCAACUUCGCCUUCAAGGAUAAGUACAAGCAGAUCUUCCUGGGCGGCGUGGACAAGCGGACCCAGUUCUGGCGGUACUUAGCCGCCGGCGCCACCUCCCUCUGCUUCGUCUACCCGCUUGACUUUGCCCGAACCCGCCUGGCAGCGGAUGUGGGUAAAGCCGGGGGCGACCGGGAGCUCAACGGGUCGGCGCCUGCCCGGCCAAAACCGCUCGGCGACUGCCUGGUCAAAAUCUCCCGCUCGGAUGGCCUCAGGGGCCUGUACCAGGGCUUCAGUGUCUCUGUCCAGGGCAUCAUCAUCUACAGAGCCGCCUACUUCGGCAUCUACGACACCGCCAAGGGCAUGCUUCCGGACCCAAAGAACACCCACAUCGUCGUCAGCUGGAUGAUCGCUCAGAGCGUCACUGCUGUCGCCGGCCUGACCUCCUACCCUUUCGAUACGGUUCGUCGUCGCAUGAUGAUGCAGUCCGGACGUAAAGGAACUGACAUAAUGUACAGUGGCACUCUUGACUGCUGGCGGAAGAUCGCCCGGGACGAGGGCUCCAAGGCAUUUUUCAAAGGGGCAUGGUCGAAUGUACUGCGAGGGAUGGGUGGUGCUUUUGUCUUAGUCCUCUAUGACGAAAUCAAGAAGUACACAUAAGUUGUUUCCUCUUGUGAACUGGCAUGUUGUUCUAUGUAGUCUAUGACUGUUCAUGGACUUGUUUGAAAAACCAUCUAGUUACUAAACAGUGAUGGCUGAUGUUUAUACAGGUUGGCAUGGGGCAGGGGAGACUGCCUGCCAUGUCUUUAUCGAGUUAUUCCCCCUGAUGGGACUCAUGAUGGUUUCUAUUUCAGUCACUCCUGUUUAAAGAGUACAAAGAAAUAAAGAUCUGAAACCAA